AUGGAUUCAAACCCAAUCUAUAAUCAUGUCCAGGGCCGGUAUGGUGGGCUAGCUGAUCGCUCCGCUGCCUGCGAGCAGAGGAAGACCGAGCAAGCUAUUGCUCAAUCAUUCGGCUACGAUGCUGGAGAAUUGAGCUCAAUCCCCGCAGCUGCAAACCUUGGGGUCAGCUGUGGCAACCCCCUGGUUCUUGCAAACUUACGCGAGGGGGAGUCAGUGAUUGAUCUAGGCAGUGGAGGGGGCAUCGAUGUUCUUCUGGCUGCGAAGAAGGUCGGUCCUAACGGGAAGGUAAUCGGUGUGGACAUGACGAAGAGCAUGCUUGAGCUCGCUUGGAAAAAUUCCGCGGAAGCGGGCGCUACCAAUGUAUCCUUUAUUGAAGCCUCCAUCACGUCCAUUCCUCUGCCAGACGCUUCAGCCAACUGCAUUAUCAGCAACUGUGUGGUCAAUCUUGUACCAACAGCAGACAAGAAUGUUGUGUUCCAUGAGAUGUUCCGCUUAUUGAAACCUGGAGGUCGCGUUGCGAUCAGUGAUAUACUAACUCGCAAGAAACUUCCCGAAGAAGUUGUUACCAAUCUGUCUUUCUAUGUCGGGUGCAUCGCAGGGGCUAGCCAGGUUCACGAGUAUGAAGAGUAUCUUCGGAGUGCUGGAUUCAAAGAUAUCCUGAUUGUCGACACCCACAGUGAUAUCAAUGUGUACAAAGAUCUGGUGCAAGGGCAAAUGAACACCGGAGAAACGAGCUGUGAGUCUGGGGCUCCCUCUUGCUGUGGAGGAAGCCAAAGGCAGCCUCCGCCCGAAGCAGACCUGCUGGGUCAUGAUUUCAAUGAGUGGGCUGGUUCGUUUAAGAUUUACGCAGUGAAGCGCUAG
Penicillium bovifimosum is the source of this 861-nucleotide messenger RNA. RefSeq names its product Arsenite methyltransferase. The record is from RefSeq and is a predicted model, not a curated record. Gene Ontology annotation, molecular function: methyltransferase activity. The transcript has 5 exons. The coding region runs from base 1 to 861 and encodes 286 amino acids. Lineage: Eukaryota; Fungi; Ascomycota; Eurotiomycetes; Eurotiales; Aspergillaceae.